UUAGUCCAUGAUGCUUUGCUUUCACUCCCUCCUUUCUUUCCAACCACAACUCACAGUGAAGAAAAAACUCCAUCGCAUCGAGCCUCAACUCAAGUGAAAAAGGGGGGAAACCCUGUCUAAUGAACAUGUCUCUGAAAUGCAGCAUGGUAUGCAGUAGACAGAUUUGUUUGUACAAGGACACUACAAGACACGCUAGAGGAUGAAGAGCCAACAGCACACCUCCAGAUACCUGCUGCUCCAUGUGUGGUGCGGGUUUCUCACAGUCGCAAUGGGGAUUAUGGUCGCAGUUCUCACAACAGUGCAAAUAAGCUCACCUGACAAGAGUAAUUUACCUGAAUCAAAGGAGGAAAACCAGCACCCUACAAACGGCAGUUUUCUGGCUCAAUUGAAUUCAUCAAAGCCUCCCUGUCUCUCAUAUAUCCAGCUGACCAUGGAAGGAACAUUAUCUUGGGAGAAUGACCAUAAUGUCCCCGUCUGUGGCUCUUGCUCCCUCGUCCUCCGCGACAACUCUGUCUACAUCAGAUCUGAAGGCUUCUACUACUUCUAUGUCCAGGUCACCUUCACUAGGCACACCGGAGGAGAGGGGAAGAGGAAGGUGACUCUGUUCAAAAAUGGCAUUCAAAAUAAGACCCAGCAAAGGAGACUGAGUGAAGUCGUGUAUCACGGAGAGAAAGGGGGCACUGUAUUCAUGUCCAGGAUGGUAAAGCUCCAACAUGGUAACAGUCUCAGCCUUGAGAUAACGUCAGAGAAUAAUAGUUUUAGGUAUGGGGGAGAGAAUACCUACUGGGGGGCAUAUCAGCUCCCCCCAUGUUAAGCCAACAGACAUUGUUAUUGAGACUUAGUUCAAGAUUGAACCAAAGAAGCUGUUAAAACAUUGUUUUUUAAAAAAGUGUGCGGUAGUUACUAAACUGAAUUUAUUUUGUGAAAACUGUAACUGUUAUGCAUAUGCAUUGUUUGUUUUGCUGAACAGAUUUGAUUAUAUAAUGAGGUAACAGAAUACAUCGUCAAACUAUG
Messenger RNA from Salvelinus namaycush (lake trout), 1014 nucleotides. RefSeq lists its product as uncharacterized. Gene Ontology annotation, molecular function: tumor necrosis factor receptor binding. The transcript is spliced from 6 exons. The coding region runs from base 200 to 814 and encodes 204 amino acids. The record is from RefSeq and is a predicted model, not a curated record. Gene Ontology annotation, biological process: immune response. Gene Ontology annotation, cellular component: membrane. NCBI's taxonomy places the organism in Eukaryota, Metazoa, Chordata, Actinopteri, Salmoniformes, Salmonidae.